AUGCUCCGAUCUCAUACAGUGAGUGUCUCAUUCCGGCUGGACGUAUCGUGUCUGCUGCAGUUUCUUGUCAUCGGGACCACUGUGGUUUACGUUUGCGUCAAACACCGAAAAAUUGGAAUAUAUUUAAUUAUUACACUAUUUAUUGUGUCUUUGGCGACAUCGUUCGUUACAACCUACUUCAACCAAGCGUACGGAAUGAUUCUAAUAAUGCAUUCGUUCUUGGUGAGCCCAAGCAACUCAUCGGAGUUUAAUCAUUACUACCGACCGUUUUACUAUCGAGGUACUCCAUUCUACGCCGGAUUGCUUGCCGGCGUCGUGGUGGAGGAGCUGAAAAAACGAAAAAUAAAAUUUUCCAAGCCGGUCGUCUACGCUGGGACUCUGGUAGUCAGCACCGUUUGCAUUUGGGUCCAGUUGUACGGGGCAGUGUUCUACGAGACGUCCAGACCUUACAACGCGAUGGAACAGUCGUUGUACGCUGUUUUUAGCCACUGCACGUGGGCUGUUAUAUUGUUCUGGAUAACGAUAUGCCAUUUUACCUCUGGUUACGGUCCAAUAGAAAAACUACUCAACAACAGAUUAACGGUGCCACUGGGUAGACUAUCCUAUGCAGUUAAUCUUGUCAACAUCACCGUCAUGAUGAUGAUAGAAAGUAAACAAAGAACAGCUGUAACUCCUUCAUCAUAUUUGUUGGUUGAUGGAUGGAUUAUCGGGUCCUUCAGAACAUACUUUGUGGGAACUUUGCUGUAUUUGAUCAUUGAUGCACCGUUUGGGCUGUUGAUCAAACUAUUAUUGUUUGGAAAAACACGUGGACACGUCGAUCGCGUCGACACUAUGGCAACACCAAAUGAGACGGACGCCAAAACCAAAUGA
Messenger RNA from Macrosiphum euphorbiae (potato aphid), 870 nucleotides. The record is from the annotation of a GenBank genome assembly. NCBI's taxonomy places the organism in Eukaryota, Metazoa, Arthropoda, Insecta, Hemiptera, Aphididae.